CAGAUAGAUCCCUACCCCCUGUCUGGGUGCCUCUCAAACAGUUCGAGCCAAACAACCAUCUUCUGUUUCCAGAGGACCUAGUUCAGUCUCAUGGGGGCUCCACAGCCACCAGUCCACAGUUCAUGAGUUUCCAUAAGUGUGGCCAGUCACCUGAGUUGCAGGUACUUAUGAUGAACUUUAGCAUAUAUAAAUUUCUAUGAUAUUAUUACCUUGUGUAUAUAAAAUUUCAGUAGGAGAUAGACAUUCAGUUCUACACAGGGAAAGAACUGAAGGAUGUUCAAUCAAUAAGGGAGAGAUCUCUGGCUUUGGAUGAAGGGGAUGCUGAAGGGCUUCUCUUGUAUCCCAGCAGAGGCUCCUGCAAAAGACAACUUGUCUUCUAGUGUAAGGAAAGUUCUUAGCAAUCUCAGUUCCCAUGACAUCUGCAGCUCUUCCCUAGACAUUCUAAUGUAUCCUGGAGAGCCCUGGCAUCCUCUGUGAUGUCACUAUGUUGUGGCAACACCCACUGUACUUGGGAAGUUUAUUCAGUGCCUUCACCAGUUACUGAUGAACAUGAUGGCAUACUGAAGAGUCUAAUUCAGAAAAAGAAUGGAGAUGUUAGAGAAACCAGAGAGUGACUGAAGAAAGCUGACCUUCAACCUCAAUGUAAAACGUCAAGAAAGAAAUGGUCAAGAGAAUCAUGUAAUGAGUUCUGUGCAAGAAAAGGGAAUCUUCCUGGAGGAAGUGGGCUUGUGCUGAAUCUUCCAGUAGUGGGAAACAGAAAGCUGGAGUCUGUGGGAACCAACAGAACUUCCCUGCUUGUCAUGCCUCUUGAAAUUCAAGGAUUCCAGCUUAUUAAUUGUUCUGGCUCAGAAGUUGGGAACUGUGAUGAAGAAAAUCAAGCUGGAAAGAAAUAUAUUUUAAAUAUUCACUGUGUUAAAGACCUUGCAUAUCUGAGUACUCUUCUAAUGCAUGAAAAAGCACAUACUGGAGAGAAACCCUAUGAAUGUAAUCAAUGUGGUAAAGCCUUUGAAUUUCAAAAUCAUCUUCAAGAACUUAAAAGAAAGCAUACAGGAGAGAAACCAUAUGAAAGUAAUCACCCUGGUAAAGCUUUUUCAUGUCAAAGUAGUCUUCAAAUGCAUAAAAGAACACAUACUGGAGAGAAAUCCUAUGAAUGUAAUCAAUGUGAUAAAACCUUUGCAAGAUUCAGUAGUCUUCAAAAGCAUACAAGAAUCCAUUCUGGAGAGAAACCCUGUGAAUGUAAUCACUAUGGUAAAGCCUUUAAAUGCCAGAGUAAUCUUCAAAUGAAUAAAAGAACACAUACUGGAGAGAAACCCUAUGAAUAUAAUCAGUGUGGUAAAGCCUUUGCACAAUUCAGCAUCUUCAAACGCAUACAAGAACCCAUUCUGGAGAGAAACCCUAUGAAUGUAGAGAAUGUGGUAAAACCUUUUCACAUCAAAACAAUCUUCAAAUGCAUAAAAGAACACAUACUGGAAAGAAGCCCUAUGAAUGUAAUCUGUGUGGUAAAGCCUUUGCACAAUUAAGUCACCUUCAAAGGCAUAACAGAACACAUACUAGAGAGAAACCCUACGAAUGUAAUCACUGUGGUAAAUCCUUUGCAUGGCGUAGCAAUCUUAAUAUACAUAAAAGAACACACACUGGAGAGAAACUCUGUGAAUGUAAUCAAUGUGGUAAAUCCUUUGCAUGUUACAAAGUUUUUCAAUCACAUGAAAGAAAACAUACUGGAGAGAAACCCUAUGAAUGUAAUCAGUGUGGUAAAGCCUUUGGACAUCUAAGUAAUCUUCAACAACAUAAAAGGAAGCAUACUGGAGAGAAGCCCUAUGAAUGUAAUCACAGGGAAAGCCUUUACAUGGCACAGUAAUCUUCAAAUACAUAAAAGAACACAUACUGGAGAGAAACCCUAUGAAUAUUAUCUUUGUGGUAAAGCCUUUGUAUAUCACAAUAGUCUUCAAAGGCAUAUAUGAACCCAUUCUGGAGAGAAACCCUAUGAAUGUGAACAAUGUGGUAAAGCCUUUACAUGUCAAAAAAAUCUUCAAAGGCAUAAAAAAACACAUACUAGAGAGAAACCCUAUGCAUGCAAUCAGUGUGGUAAAGCCUUUGCCCAAAACAGUACUCUUCAAAUGCAUAAAAGAACACACACUGGAGAGAAACCACAUGAAUGUAAUGAGUGUGGUAAAGCCUUUGAAUUUAUUAUUAAUCUUCAAAAGCAUAAAAGAAGACAUACUGGAGAGAAACACUCUGAAUAUAAUCAGUGUGGUAAAGCCUUUGCACAAAACAGUACCCUUCUAAUGCAUAAAAGAACAAAUACUAGAGUCAAACCCUAUUAAUGUAAUUAGUGUGGUAAAGCCUUUGCAUGUCAUAUCAAUCUUCAAAUACAUAAAAAAACACAUACUGGAGAGAAACCAUAUGAAUGCAAUCAGUGUGGUAGAGCCUCUGCAGAACUCAAUUGUCUUGAAUGCAUAAAUGAACACAUACUGAAGAGAACCCCUGUGAAUGUAAUGCAUGUGGUAAAGCCUUUGCAUAUCACAGAAGUCUUCAUAUGCAUUACAGAACACAUACUGGAGAGAAACUAUGAAUGCAAUCACUGUGGAAAAGCCCUUGCUCUUCUGAGUACUCUUCAAAGGCAUGAAAGAACACAUACUGGAGAGAAACCCUAUGCAUGCAAUCAGUGUGGUAAAACCUUUGCACAACUCAGUAUUCAAAUGCAUAAAAGAACACACUGGGGAGAAACCCUAUGAAUGUAAUAAAUGCAGUAAAGCCUUUGCAUGUCUCAAAAUUUUUCAAGUGCAUAAAAUAAAGCAUACUGGAGAGAA
This is a messenger RNA of Peromyscus eremicus (cactus mouse), 2810 nucleotides long. Its product is annotated as zinc finger protein 120-like. The transcript is spliced from 2 exons. The record is from RefSeq and is a predicted model, not a curated record. The coding region runs from base 801 to 1520 and encodes 239 amino acids. NCBI's taxonomy places the organism in Eukaryota, Metazoa, Chordata, Mammalia, Rodentia, Cricetidae.